Messenger RNA from Exophiala viscosa, 1610 nucleotides. RefSeq lists its product as uncharacterized. Gene Ontology annotation, molecular function: oxysterol binding. Bases 222 to 1448 code for a protein of 408 amino acids. The record is from RefSeq and is a predicted model, not a curated record. Gene Ontology annotation, cellular component: membrane; intracellular membrane-bounded organelle; cytosol. NCBI's taxonomy places the organism in Eukaryota, Fungi, Ascomycota, Eurotiomycetes, Chaetothyriales, Herpotrichiellaceae. The transcript has a single exon.
GAGAGAGUAAGCCCAAACCCUGCUGCUCCUCACCUCGUAUUUCUGCUUCGUGUCCCUCGGAUUCUUUGAUAUAAGUCGAGGUCAUCUUCACCGUCUUAUCCACCCAACAAAGUACUGCCUCCCAUACACUACUUCUCUUCACAACAACAAACCAUCGCAUCGCAAGAAGACCAAAUCAGUACACCUAAUCGUCCACAAUAUCACACUCACCACACACAAAGAUGGUGGCCAGACUCGGCAACCUCUCCGCCCUGAAAGACUUCCUCUCCUUCCUGGCCACUGUAUCGGGGGAUAUCUCGCACGUCACCGCACCACCAUUUAUACUCGCACCAUCAUCCCUCACAGAAUUUCCCAGCUACUGGGCCGAACGACCGUCGUUAUUCACGGCACCAGCACACGAAUCUUCACCGGAGAGACGGGCCCUGCUCGUCUUGAAAUUGUACCUCGCCUCACUGCAGCGGCAGUAUUAUGUCGGUCGUACCGUGCAGGAGGGAUUGAAGAAACCACUCAACUCGUUCUUGGGGGAAUUGUUCUUCUGUGAUUUUACCGACUAUGAUUUGACCUCGGAAAAAGAAUCGACCUCCACGGUUCGUGUCGUUGGCGAACAAGUCUCCCACCACCCACCCACCACGGCGUGUUACCUGUCUGCCGACGACGAUGGCGUGCAUGCUGAAGCAUAUUCGACACAAAAUACGAGCCUGUCUGGAACGUCAGUCGUGGUCCGUCAAUCGGGUCAUGCACUUUUCACCCUGGACAAAUAUAACGAGACAUAUUUGUUUCCGCUACCGGACGUGAAUGUUCGUGGGGUCAUGUCUGGUUUCCCCUGGCCAGAAUUGAACGACGUUUAUAAGAUUGUCAGCACAAGUGGUUUCACCGCGGAAAUGACGUUCAUCGGCAAGAAGUUCUGGCGUGGUGAGCGAAAUUGUUUUGAAGCGUCUAUCUAUCGAACAGCAGAUGAGCAUAAGAAGGCCAUCUUCACCCUGACAGGAAACUGGAGCUCGCGGUUUUCCAUCUUCGACUCGGCAGGCAAGGAGAUCGAGGUUUUUGACCUUGCAGAGCCCAAGAACCUGCCUGUUCCGAUGAACAUUACACCCAUAGACCAGCAGAGCCCCUGGGAGUCAAGACGAGCUUGGCAGGCGACUUUUGACGCCAUCCGAAAGGGCGAUCAGGGCAGCGUUGUAAGAGAAAAGUCCAAGGUCGAGGAUGCCCAGAGGCAGAUGCGGAAGAAAGAGAAGACCGAGGGCAAGAAAUGGGAGACCAUGUUCUUUACUCGUACUGACGACGUGGAGGAUGACUCGGACGCGUUGCAGAAGCUUUUCGACCAAUAUGAAGACAGCGAGGUCGACCGAUUACGCGGGACCAACGGAUGCUGGAGUUUUGACACAGAGAAGGAAAAGAGGUGGAAGAACGGUCAAGGAAGCUCGAGAGCCGAAACACCACUUGGUUGAGAUGACUCCUCUUUCAGAUCAUUAUAAAUUACCAUCUUCCCAGCACCAGUGGAGGCCAACGACCAAGUUCCGAUUGCUGCAGAUAUGUUGCCCGAACGAUGUUUUCGACGACCCGAAGGUCAGUAAUGAGGCAGAUGGUUCGGCUCGGUGACUGCAAGGGUC